GCAGAUCGGGGAUUUUCUGUUCCUUCUGCAUGCAGUGCAGACAGACAAGACGUCGCAGGUCGACUUGUCCCCCCUUGUCCAACUUGUAGGCCUACCUCCGAUUUAUGAUUCGAAGUCUCCAACAGUCCAACUUGUAGGUCUACCUCUGAAUUAAGAAUCCAAGAUGGCUAUAAACUGGGGAGGAGUGGCCGGCAUCAUUGUCUUCUACCUGCUGAUUCUGGCCGUCGGGCUGUGGGCGUCUCGCAAGAACAAAGGAUCCAGCGAUCAAGAGCAAGUGGUGCUGGCUGGCAGAAACAUUGGAGCAGUGGUUGGGAUCUUCACCAUGACUGCUACGUGGGUGGGAGGAGGUUACAUCAACGGAACAGCCGAGAACGUCUUCCUACCUGAAGGGAAUUCUGGAUUAGUUUGGACCCAGGCAGUGUGGGGAUAUUCAACAAGUCUCGUUCUAGGAGGUCUGUUCUUUGCCAAAAUCAUGCGGUCCAAGGGUUACAUCACCAUGUUGGACCCGUUCCAGCUCAAGUACGGCUCCCGCAUGGGUGGGCUGCUCUUCAUUCCCGCCCUUACGGGAGAACUCUUCUGGACGGCGGCCAUAUUGAAUGCUCUAGGGUCGACCAUCAGUGUGGUACUUGAGCUAGAUAGGACACUCUCUGUCAUUGUGUCCGCCUGCAUUGCCAUGUUCUACACGUUCUUCGGUGGUCUAUACUCAGUAGUCUACACUGAUAUCAUUCAGCUGAUCUGCAUAUUUGUAGGCUUGUGGAUCUGCGUUCCCUUUGCGAUGACCAAUGAGGCGGUGGAGCCGAUUGGGUCAACGUCUGAGGAAUGGCUCGGCACGAUUGAGUCUGAUCAGGUGGGACUGUGGCUAGAUUCUGCCCUGCUACUGGUAUGUGGAGGCAUCCCAUGGCAGGUAUACUUCCAACGCGUUCUCUCCUCCAAGACUCCACGGACGGCACAGAUAUUGUCGUUCGUCGCCGGCAUCGGAUGCAUCAUUAUGGGCAUCCCAUCGGUUCUUAUCGGUGCAAUCGGAGCGAGCACAAGCUGGGAUAAUACGACCCUUGACCUUGAGAAGAUUGACCCAUACAGUCAAACCAGCCUCAUUCUCCCAUUGGUCAUCCAGUAUCUGACCCCUCCGGUCAUCUCGUUCAUUGGUCUCGGGGCCGUGUCGGCUGCCGUUAUGUCCUCGGCCGAUUCUUCCAUUCUCUCAUCUAGCUCCAUGUUCACUCACAACGUCUACAAGCAGGUGUUUCGUCCUAAGGCCGGUAAACUUGAGCUCUUGUGGGUGAUGCGCGCCUGCAUUGUCGUAGCCGGUGUCAUAGCAACGGCGCUCAGUCUGUCAAUCAACUCCGUCUACCAGCUCUUUGUCUUCUGCUCCGACUUUGUCUACGUUGUGCUGUUCCCUCAACUCCUCUGCGUCAUUUACUUCUCCAAGUGCAACACGUACGGUUCGUUGCUGGCCUACAUCGUAGCCCUGAUCUUACGCUUUGGCGGCGGCGACUCCCUGCUCGGCAUACCGGCCCUGAUCAAGUACCCGUAUUACGACGAAGAGGAAGAAGUCCAACUCUUUCCUUACAAGACUCUGUCGAUGCUCUCGUCUCUUCUAACCAUUCUCGUGGUCUCCUACCCGUUAGACUACCUCUUCAAGAAAGGCACCAUCCCCAAACGCUACGACUUCUUCCGUUGCGUUGUCAACCUUCCCUCUGCCAAGGAUCAGGUAGAUUCUGGUGACGACGAGGCUAAUGUUGAAAUGGAGAAGCGUGACCCGAAGGUUUCGUCGCCUGCUGGGGAGGACGAAUGAAACUUACGCCGCCAUUGAUAAUUUCUGGGUGUUUAAUAUCAGGCUUGCAACAAUUGAAUUGAUUACCGAGUGCCGACUCAUCAUAAAUAUAUUCUUUCUUUAUUUUAAACUAAAAUAUUGGUAAUGGGCAUUGUUUGUAGGGAGAAGAGAAGAGUGUGAGUAGCAUCGAUUUAAACAUAGUCAUCGUUACUUGUCUUCUGCUUUAGUUACUAAAAAAAAAUGUCUGGGGAGGACCGCCCCCAUUUCCCCCUCCCCGGACCCUCCUUUGGACCCAUGUGCGUAAUGUGAUAUGAUAUCGCAGUAUGAUAUGAUACAUCAUACAUCACAAAUUGGGUCUUUUUGCCGUGUUGAACCCAUCUCCUCUAAGAUUCUACCUGUGCAACUCUUAAGCUUAAAACAAAUUUUGGUUUUUGCUUUGUCGUUAAGGGGGCUGCCAUUUUGAACAAUGUUUGUCACAACGACUGAACCAAAAAUGUGUUUUUUUCCCAAUUUAAUCAGAUAAUGCAAUAUUGUCAGCCUCUGUACAGCUACCUUAAUCAUUUAAUAUAUCAAGAAGAUAUUUAAUAAGAACUUAUGAUCAAGUUGCUUGAUAUUUGGGGGUUUUAGCUGCGGGUACAGUAGCAGCUCAACAAAUCAUCAUGUCUCUCCGUUAGUCCGUUAGUCCGUCGGUUAGUUAGUUGGUUAGUACGUUGACAGUGACAUUGUCCAUUGCUCCUACAUCUUACCUUACCUAUCCUCUUCAUGCCGGCUGGCACAUAAGGUCUCCACACUCUUCUCCCACUGUCUCCUUUCUUUUCCUUUAUUCCGUGCUUCAUUCCAUGACUUCCAUCCAAGAUCUUCCCUUUCCUUUUCCACUGUUCUACGCCAUGUUGUUUUUGGCCUGCCAACUUUUCGUUUGCCAUCUGGCUGUCAUGUCAGAGCAGUCAUGCAAUGUAUUCCAUUUCUUUUCGCAGUAUAUGACUUAUCCAGUUCCAUCUCCUUCUUUUCACUUCAAGACUGAUUCUAUUUACUUCUGUCGUGUUGUUAAGUUCCUAUGAUGUUUGGCCAAAAUAUUUGCAUAAUUUUCUUCAGGCAUUGGUAUUGGAAUGAGUCCAGUUUCUUUUCGUCACUUUUGUUCAUUUUCCAGGCUGCGCAUCCAUAACAAUGGUUUGGUAAAGCUUGAUUUUUGUUUGCCUGGUGAAUUGUUUUGACUUCCAAAUUUUAUUCAGCUUCCUAAAUGCAAUGCUCAACCCCAACAUGUCACACUGACCAAACUGGGGUCAAAGGACUUCGUGGGGUCACUGGGGUAAAAAAAAACUCCUUCCAGAAAGUACAUGAUUCAAUCACGUGACUCAUGCUGAGCACGAACUCGUUGGUCCGCAGCUUCCGAGACCCGAUCGAGAUGUUUUUAAUAACAGUGCCAUUAGUCUAAAGGAAAAGGGGAACUUUUGCGUUUUAUAACCAUUUGUGAUAUUUUGAAAAUAAGCUGCUUGAUUUGGUCUUUAACUUGUACUUGGCGUUAUAAAAUAAUUUUGUGUCACUAACAUUUAGAUUUUUUUUACUCUUAAAAUGAGUAGAGUUUAACCGACUCGAGCUAGAUUAUGUAGAUGCUAUUAUAUUAUAUUUGUUGUAAUGUGGAUUUGUAGUCAAUUUUGAUUUCCAAUGGGGUGCAUAAAAGUCUAUUUGAAACUAUUGAAAUUAUGAAAUCGAUUGCCAGCUAGCAGUUUUCAUUUUCUUUCCAUUUUUGCGAUUUUCGUUUAGAGAUUUAGGCCAAUAUUGGAUAAACAUGCUGUGGUUUGAAAAAAUUACAGCAAUGGUAAAAAUUGAACUAAAAGUAAUUUUCACUUGUUAGAACUUUUUUCCAGGGUAUUUGCGUGCCCCCCCCCCUCCGUUUUCCUGCAUGCGCUUGCCCAGUUGGCCAGAUCAAGCAUCAGACAGAUCCAUUAGCCCCGCCCAUUGCAUUUUGACCAAUCAUAGCUGUGAUUAAUGUCCCACAUGCGCGCAGGCGUAUUGUGGCCAAGCAUAGCCGUGAUUUAAAGGGGGAUUCCUGCCUGAAAUUCCCGGAAAUGUCAUUUUUUAUUAUAUACUUACAUUAUUUUAAAGGUCUGAUUGAAAAGAUACUAACCUGAUGUCCUACCGUUCCCCACAAAAAAGACGAAAAAAAGGUUGUUUACAUUUGACGCGGCGGACUGUCACAAAGUGUGAUUUAUAUUUUUAAAUAAUGUUUCAAUUUUUGGUAUUUAUCAUUGUGUUUAUUAAUGUAAUUAAUUAUGGGAUUUUCACUUAUACAUUUAUUUUAGCACAAGUUAAUUUAAUUCUCCCCCAUCCAGAAUUAAGGCUACCCAGAGUGUACAGCAGAGCUAAAUCUUUCUUAUGCAAAUGACAGUAUGCAAAUUAAUGCCAUGGUUGAGUAAUUUUGUUAGGUCUUGGAUGCCAUGUGCAUUCCCCAGGGCUAUUCUAGACUUCACUGUGUGCAGUCCUGUGUGAGUACAUGUACAUGUACAUGUAUAUACAGUGGUACUGUGUGUACCAGGGCGUGGCCCAUGAUUUAAAAGCCAGUUUAUCCUGCAAACUGUAAAGUUUAUUUCAUCCUGCUUUAUACAAUAUAAUUCAGUAAUAGAAGUGCAUAAUACAGAAAUUAUGAAUAUUUUGGGAGAAUAGUGAUAUUCCAGAAAUGGUGCAUUUUGAAGUUAAUCUUUAGAGAUUGAUGUAUAGAAUUGCCUUUUGUAAUCAAGUUUAUUUUCAUUAAAAUUAAUAUAGUUGAUGAA
This is a messenger RNA of Patiria miniata (bat star), 4539 nucleotides long. Its product is annotated as high-affinity choline transporter 1-like. Gene Ontology annotation, cellular component: plasma membrane. Gene Ontology annotation, biological process: transmembrane transport; choline transport; acetylcholine biosynthetic process. Gene Ontology annotation, molecular function: choline:sodium symporter activity. Bases 164 to 1792 code for a protein of 542 amino acids. NCBI's taxonomy places the organism in Eukaryota, Metazoa, Echinodermata, Asteroidea, Valvatida, Asterinidae. The transcript has 8 exons. The record is from RefSeq and is a predicted model, not a curated record.